ACCAAUCAGAAUAGCUAUCGGAGGCCCCGCCCCCCCAGCCGGUGCCUGCGCAGAGCCGGAGGGACAAGGGGGAACCUGCGGCAGCCUGCGGUGCUCGGGGUCUGUGGCCAGGGACGGCCGGAGUCCAGCAGCGGAAACAGAGACCUCGGGCUGCUGCGGCGUGGCCCAGCAGCACCCGACCAGGGGAAGGGCGACUCGGGCCCGGUUCGGGUGUUUGUCCCUCAGCUUGAACUACAAAGCAAGACCCUGUUUCAACCAAUGAAGAAAAAGGAGGCGUAGACAUUUAUUGUCUGCUGUGUAACUGUCGCUGAGCAUUGUGCUGUGUGUCCCCAAGGAAAGCUUGGUGAGGCAGAGUCGCCCAGGAUGGUGGAGACUGAAGACCUCAUGCAGCUCCGGCUGCGCAACCUGGGGCUUCUGAGGCAGCUGCAGGCCGGGCAGGCUGCUGUGCGGCGGUUGGUGGCCCAGGCAGCUUCUGAGUCAAGCGUGGACUCCAGUAGCAGCAGCAGCUAUGACUCAGAGACGCCGUUGUCCUCAGAAACAUCGACAGCCUCCUCAAGUGCCUCAUGCUCACAGGAUGAUGAGUGCCGCGCGUGGGAGCCCCCAGACACGCACCCAGGUGACCCCUGUGAUACAGCCUGGCUCGGCACGGCCGGCUCCGGGGUGUCGUCUCUGCAUCCUGCCAAGUUCCAACGCCCAGAGGCCCCGUGCCCUCCGAGACCUUGCUCAACACCCUUGCUGGUGACCUGUGACCUGGAGGAGCCCUCUGCAAGUCAACCAGAGCCACAGCAGGCCCAGGCCCCGAAGUCCAUCCUGGCCCAGCAGAGCAGGAAAUGCAAGCCCAGAGUGACCUUCGAGGAGUUCACAGUGCCCGAGAGCAGCUGGCGCCUCCGGCCGUACCUGGGCUACGACUGGAUCGCAGGGUCCCUGGACAGCAGCUCGUCCGUCAGCAGCAAGCCUGAGGCCUUCUUCUCCACGCUGCAGGAGUUCCGGGACGCCCACCGGGAGGAGUGCACCCACGGUCACCACGAGCCCUGCCUCCCAGGCUCAUGUGAGGGCGGGGACGUGGAGAAGGACCAUGAGUGCGUGUACUCCUACCGUGUCAACCGGCGCCUGUUCCUGGUGCCCUCAGACCCUGGCAUCCCCUGCCGCUUGUGUGGGACCCCGCGGAACCAGCAGGGCCCUGAGACCCUGGCAGAGCCUGCGCGGGUCCAGGUGAGUGUCCCGCUGUCGGUCCUGGAUCCCCCCCACCGGUACCAUGUCCACCGCCGCAAGAGCUUCGACGCUUCCGACACACUGGCCCUGCCCCGGCACUGUCUGCUGGGCUGGGACAUCGUCCCUCCGAAGCCCGAGAAAAGCUCGGCCCCCAGGAGCCUUGACCUCUGGUCCUCAGUCUCUGAGGCCCAGCACCGGAAGCUGUCGGCCACCAGCCCUUCCCGCCUGGCCUUGCCAGGGAAGGGUCCACGCCCCAUGCCCGUGUGGUCAGAGCCCCAGGUUCCAUGGGCCCCACAGUGAAUCCCUGAGGACUGACCACUGGGACCACGGUGCCGCGGCCAGCCACAGCGUCCUCUGUGCAGGGGAAGCCCCUGCCCACGUGGGGGUCCAGAGUGUGGGAACUUGGGCUGGGGGAGAAGGCUUUUAUGACGAGUUUGUAAUAAAAUUUAAAAAGUGCUUUGGGGCUGUA
Messenger RNA from Chinchilla lanigera (long-tailed chinchilla), 1681 nucleotides. It is a transcript of the gene Miip, whose product is annotated as migration and invasion inhibitory protein. The record is from RefSeq and is a predicted model, not a curated record. The transcript is spliced from 12 exons. Gene Ontology annotation, biological process: negative regulation of G2/M transition of mitotic cell cycle; negative regulation of cell migration. Lineage: Eukaryota; Metazoa; Chordata; Mammalia; Rodentia; Chinchillidae. Bases 364 to 1512 code for a protein of 382 amino acids.